Molecule: messenger RNA, 940 nt
Organism: Procambarus clarkii (red swamp crayfish)
Lineage: Eukaryota; Metazoa; Arthropoda; Malacostraca; Decapoda; Cambaridae
Source: RefSeq, a predicted model, not a curated record
UAUUACCACACUAACUUUAUUUUCCAGAUGAAGUUCAUAUUGUUGUUGACUGUGGUCGGGCUGGCGGCCUGCCAGUUCCCGCCUCGGAGGCCGGGCUUCGGAGGCCAGCCGAAGAGGACAAGCAGCAAGAGCUUCUCUCAAAGUCGACCUGGAGCUCAGAGUUUGGGCGCCAAGGCUGACGACACUCGCGGCGGGAGUGAGUACUACUUCUCCUGGAGACACGACCCGCCCAAGACAGAGUACACAGGCGACGCUGCUCACAGGAUGUGUACAAGUCUGGGCGGCGGGUGGCAGCCUGUGGCCAUCAGCUCUCGUGACGAGCUCAACUACAUCCAUGGCAUUAUUGUCAGAGAGCGGCUGGACUACAUCUGGACCGGCGGGGUGAGGGCCGGCUCCGGCUUCAGGUGGUUCAACGGAGAACCUUUUGGUAUUACUGCCUGGUCCAACACCGGAGGACUCCGCCGACCUCAGCCCGACAACCGUGAGAGUGGUAAGGAGAACUGCCUCGCCAUCCUCAACAACUUCUACAAGGAUGGCGUCGCAUGGCACGACGUUGCCUGCCACCACGAGAAGCCCGUCAUCUGCGAACGUUCCGUAUAAAUCCUCCCAACAUUGCCAUAUGUGAGAGUCGUACACAAGGGCUCUCACUCGGACCCCGUCUCCCUGCGCCCCUGACAGUGAGAGUGCUUCAUUCUCCUUUUAAUUCUUUCUAGGUCAUCAUCAUCUGGGCAAUGUGUAAAUGCCCAGAUGUGGAAAUGAACACAAAGAAGAUGCGUCCUUCAUCCUCUUUGAUAUUUAUUCUUAAACUAUUUUUCUCUUCAACUAUCUACAAUAUAUAAUGCUGCCAUCUUCCAGUAACUUAAUAUAUUUAUUCGAAAAUGUUAAUUUAGCAAAACAACUUGUCAUUCUUGGCAAGAUAAAUACACAUUGUGUAAGAGAG